CCGUGUCACGGACCUCCUUGCUACUUGUAUCACCCAGCAGGAGGACAUCCACUCCCUCGACCACACCAACAAGGCGUUACAGCAGUCGAUGGACCAGAUGCUCAAGCGCAUACAGCAACUGGAGCAGCAGGUCGCGACAGCCAACACUAGCACCGGCCCCUCCGACCUCGCCGACCGUGUCAAUGUCUUGGAGAUAGACGUGGGAACACUUAAAACUGGGGCACAGCAGCUGCAACAGCAGGUUUCCGCAGCGGUCGGCCCUAGCGCAACGACACGCGAAACUAUUGCCAAGUUCGAUGGGCUCCCGAUCUUCUGUGACGCAUCGAAGACCGACCCCAUCCAAUGGUGGCGCCAGUUUGAACUCAAGCUGGACAUCCACCACGUCAUCGACGCGAACCGGCAUGCAUAUUUGUACUCCCGCUCGAGAGGCGCGUGUCAGGCAUGGUUGGACAACAUGCUGUCCGCACAUGCAUGUACAGUCACCGAGUUACACAAGUACAUCACCUGGGCGGAUCUCACGGCGGCAUGGAACAAGCGUUUCCAAGUAGAACCGCCCGAGCACCAGGCGAUGGACAAGCUGCUGACGUUUUCGCAGAACAGCAUGCCAAGCGGAGACUGGAUAUCCGAGUUCCAACGACUGGCAAGCACGCCCAAGUUGCCAAUGAAUUUCGACGGCAUCAAGCUUUACUUCAUAAAGAGGUCGUGCCCAGCGUUGCAGAAUGCGUUAACUCAAGUCGCCGAGAACCUCAACACAAGUGAUGUUACAUGCCCAGUUGGGCGAUGUACAUAGAAACCUAGGAUCCGCAAUGUAAUGAAAAGGACUGAAUGGA
This is a messenger RNA of Chara braunii, 830 nucleotides long. NCBI's taxonomy places the organism in Eukaryota, Viridiplantae, Streptophyta, Charophyceae, Charales, Characeae. The record is from the annotation of a GenBank genome assembly.